AAGAGUAACAAGCACUGCCCAUCUCUUCUCCUCCACCAAAAUACCUUACCAUCUGGUUUUAGGAGAGAGAGAGAGAGAGAGAGCAGAUUGGGUGGUCGGCUUUUUGGGUAUUUAUACCCCCGACUUCCUUUCCCCAACCUAAACAAAAAAUACACUCCUUCCUUCCUUCCUCUCUCAAAUCUCAAUCACCCAAACCCUACCCUUCUCCCACCCUCCAUCCUUGUGUGGGAAGACAAGAUCUCUUCUUUUCUCCUUUACUUCCUCUUGUUUGAUGCGAUGGGGUUAGGGUUAGGGUUACAGCUGCAGCAGCUAGCCAGUGUUUGCGGGUGGAGCAUCAUCAAGAUUCACAAGAUUGGAGUGGAUGAUCAGAUGAAGGGUUUGUUUGGAGCUUGUUUCUGUUGCUGGUCCAGCUGCUGACAGCCACCACCACCCUCACCAGGUUUAUAUUCGAUCAAGAUUUGCCAGCCUUCAUAAUCAGUGAUGGAAAUAAUGUGGUGCUUCUACCUGUUUCAAAAAAUCUGUAUCUACGUACAAACAACCGUCAUUCCUCUGAUAAUGAUCAUCACAGUAGCAUAUAUGAAAGAGGCGGCGCUUGCUUGCUUGCUUGCUUGCUGCGUGGGGAUCAGUACUUGAGAGACAGUAUGAUUAGGGUUUGUUAGACUACACGAUGGACAAAUUCAUCAACUGCAUGUGUUUCCCCCCCCCCCCCCCCCCCCCCCCCCGCCUGCAGAGAGGGAAAUGAAAUGAUCAUGUUUAACAAGAGAUUCCCUCUUCUGAUUGAUUGAUUGAGGCCUCCCAUCUAAUCUGUAUUUAUAUAUAAGUCAAAACUGUACUUUGCUAUAGCUACGAAGGGCUCAUCG
Molecule: messenger RNA, 860 nt
Organism: Linum tenue
Lineage: Eukaryota; Viridiplantae; Streptophyta; Magnoliopsida; Malpighiales; Linaceae
Source: the annotation of a GenBank genome assembly